Molecule: messenger RNA, 605 nt
Organism: Trematomus bernacchii (emerald rockcod)
Lineage: Eukaryota; Metazoa; Chordata; Actinopteri; Perciformes; Nototheniidae
Product: troponin T, slow skeletal muscle-like
Exons: 7
Coding region: 16-594 (192 amino acids)
Biological process (GO): slow-twitch skeletal muscle fiber contraction; sarcomere organization; regulation of muscle contraction
Cellular component (GO): troponin complex
Molecular function (GO): tropomyosin binding; troponin T binding
Source: RefSeq, a predicted model, not a curated record
AUCCAUCGGAAAAGGAUGGAGAAAGAUCUCCUGGAGCUGCAGACUCUGAUUGAUGUGCACUUUGAGCAGAGGAAGAAAGAGGAGCAGGAGCUGAUUGGACUCAAAGAGAGGAUUGAAAGACGUCGUGCAGAAAGGGCUGAGCAGCAACGUGUGAGGGCUGAAAAAGAGCGGGACAGACAGACGCGGAUUGCAGUGGAGAGACAGAGGAAAGAAGACGAAGAGGCGAGGAAGAGGGCAGAGGAUGAGGCCAAGAAGAAGAAAGUGCUCUCCAACAUGGGGGCUCACUUUGGAGGGUUCCUGGCCAAGGUAGAGCAGAGGCGUGGAAAAAUGCAAACUGCGAGGGAAAUCAAGAGGAAGACUCUGGCAGAGAGACGCAAGCCCCUGGCUAUUGAGUCCAUGCGAGAGGACGGCCUGAGAGAGAGAGCCAGGGAGAUGUGGGAAUGUAUCUACCAGCUGGAGUCAGAGAAGUUUGACCUGACAGAGAAGACGAAGAGGCAGAAGUAUGAGGUCAAAGUCCUCCUGAACAGAAUCCAGCAGGCUCAGAAAUUCAAAAAGGUGCACGGUAAGGGGAAGGUCGGAGGACGCUGGAAGUGAACACACACAGA